AUGCUGCUGGUUGAGAGUGCGAAGGAUCUUUAUGAUGUCGAUUGGACGGGGAAGAUGGAUCCAUACGUCAAGAUUCGCUUGGGUGGUCGGGAGUUCCGCACCCAGGUGAUGACUAAUGCAGGCAAGAAGGCAAAGUUUCAUUGGGCGCAGAUGAUUGACUGGCGAGGGGAGCCUGACAUUCACUUCCUUGCCAUGGACAGCAACAUAUUGGUUGCUGAUGGACUUAUAGGAGAGACUGUCUACAAGGGCCUUCCGCUCCAUUCCGACUUCGAAGGAUCCUUGGAGCUGAUACGCCCCCAUGCGUUUGGUGGCUGCAAGAAGGCUGGAAAGCUGAAGAUUGGAAUCAAAUGGCAACAUGGAAAGCCCCACGGAGCUCCUGGACCGGCAGGUUACGUACAUGGCACCCCUCAUGGUGCCAUACCUGGCAUGCACCACGGCCCACAUGCUCUACCUGGCCCAUCACAUGUGCCUCACGGCUACGGACCUGCCGCUCAUGCAGGUGCAGGAGCCAUGGGUAUCGGCGCAGCAGCUGCUGGGCAGAUGCUUUUUCACGAGGCCUUUGGCCAUGGAAAGAAAAUCAAAAAGGACAAGAAGGAGAAGAAGUUCAAAGUGAAGAAGCUGAAGAAGCACGGUUCCAGCUCCAGCUCCUCAUCCAGCAGUUCGUGA
This is a messenger RNA of Symbiodinium natans, 666 nucleotides long. The record is from the annotation of a GenBank genome assembly. Lineage: Eukaryota; Dinophyceae; Suessiales; Symbiodiniaceae.